Molecule: messenger RNA, 501 nt
Organism: Kwoniella shivajii
Lineage: Eukaryota; Fungi; Basidiomycota; Tremellomycetes; Tremellales; Cryptococcaceae
Exons: 6
Coding region: 1-501 (166 amino acids)
Cellular component (GO): membrane
Source: RefSeq, a predicted model, not a curated record
AUGGUUGACACUUCCGCUCACAUCAAAAGAGGACAUCCCAUCUUCUUCGGUUUAUUACUCUUCUUCGCUUUCAUCGAAGGUUGUAUCACCGCUUGGCUUGUCUCUAAAUACAACAACAAUGACAGCUACCCCAACCACUCUAUCCGAGAUAGACUCAAGUUCUUGGUGUUCGUUUCAUGGUGGACGGUCUUCUUUUCUGCUGCGUACAUUGCCGCUUUCUUCACUGCUUCCAUGAGUUUCGUAGCUUCUAUUGCCAGUCAUUUAGCUUGGUUGGCGUUAACCUGGUUAUUCUGGCUCGCUUCCACAGCAUCUUUCACAGCCGCUCUGGGAGGUGGACAAAGAUGUGGAUCGUCCACUUUAACUUAUUGUUCACAAAACGUUUCCGCCGAAGCUUUCGGUUGGAUUGAAACCAUCUUGAUCUCCCUUGGUUUCGGUGCAAUCUUGUUCAUCGGUAUUGGUGCCGUCAGACGAGGUGAUAGAUUAAGUGGUGAACUGGCUUAA